UGCAUUGACAGCUGCUGCCGCGAGUAUUGACCAAUUCUCUGAGAGCGCGGAGGAAGCAUUUCCGUGGGCCUCGAAAUUGUGGGACCGCUUUGGUCGUCUGUCUCUUGUUGUGCCCUUGCGUUGGUGUUCCCUUUGGAGGCGGCGGCCCCCCUUGCCUUAUCAGCGGCUCUUUCCCAUUCUCAUUUUUAUUGAAUCUCCCCGUUUGAUUGGGCGAUUUAUCACAUUUCGGUGUUCGGUUUUCUGUUUUCUGUUUGCAUUAGUCACACGCGCCAGCAGCAGCAGCAGCUGUUAAUCGAUCGCGUUUUUAUUGUCAAUUACCAAGUUUAUCAUUUAAUUUGUAAAGUUUCAGCAACGCAACUAUAAAUAGAAGUGAAGUGUUGAAAAGGCGUAGACAGAUUUACAGUUUAAACUGAUUCGCGAUUAAAGUUUUUAAGUGUCACAAACGUGUGUGUUUUAUGUGUAAAAUCACUUGAACAGCAAAAGAUUUAUUUAGCUAAGAAGGAAGUCAACGAUUUUGCAAACGAAGGUCAGAAAACCAUGAGACACUCUGCAGGCGACUGCUGCGCGGUUUGAGCGCGUCUUUAGACGCGCGGUCCUUCCUCGCCAAUACUACAAUGAUGAUGAUGGGGCACUGCAGCAAGCACCUGGCCCUUGGCUGCCUGAUACUCUUCCUUUUUGUGCUCCAUGUCCUCAGCAAAGAGCAGUCGCCGUCCGGCGAGCCAUCGCCAUCGGCAUCGCAUCACCGACAGCAUCAGCAGCAGCACCAUCGCAGCCGUUCGGGAAAGCGUUUCUCCCGCGACUCAAACGGACCGCGCGAACGACGACCGAAUAUCAUACUGAUCCUCACCGACGACCAGGAUGUGGAGCUGGGAUCGCUGAACUUUAUGCCGCGCACCCUGCGCCUCCUGAGGGACGGGGGGGCCGAGUUCCGGCACGCCUACACAACCACGCCCAUGUGCUGUCCGGCACGGUCGUCGCUGCUGACGGGCAUGUACGUGCACAACCACAUGGUGUUCACCAACAACGACAACUGCUCGAGUCCCCAGUGGCAGGCCACGCACGAGACCCGCUCCUACGCCACGUAUCUGUCGAACGCCGGCUACCGCACCGGGUACUUUGGCAAGUAUCUGAACAAGUACAACGGCUCGUACAUACCCCCGGGGUGGCGCGAGUGGGGCGGGCUGAUCAUGAACUCCAAGUACUACAACUACAGCAUCAACCUGAACGGGCAGAAGAUCAAGCACGGCUUCGACUACGCCAAGGACUACUACCCGGAUCUGAUAGCCAACGACUCGAUUGCAUUCCUGCGCUCCUCGAAGCAGCAGAACCAGAGAAAGCCCGUCCUGCUCACGAUGAGCUUCCCAGCGCCGCAUGGCCCGGAGGACUCGGCACCGCAGUACAGUCAUCUGUUCUUCAAUGUGACCACCCAUCACACUCCCUCGUACGAUCACGCACCGAAUCCGGACAAGCAGUGGAUCCUCAGGGUCACCGAUCCCAUGCAGCCCGUGCACAAGCGUUUCACCAAUCUCCUGAUGACCAAGCGCCUGCAGACGCUCCAGAGCGUGGAUGUGGCCGUCGAGCGGGUGUACAACGAGCUGCGGGAUCUCGGAGAGCUGGACAACACGUACAUUGUGUACACCUCGGACCAUGGCUACCAUCUGGGACAGUUUGGCCUGAUCAAGGGCAAGAGCUUUCCCUUCGAGUUCGACGUGCGAGUGCCGUUCCUCAUCCGUGGCCCAGGCAUACAGGCCUCCAAGGUGGUCAAUGAGAUCGUGUUGAAUGUGGAUCUGGCUCCCACUUUCCUGGACAUGGGGGGAGUGCCGACGCCCCAGCACAUGGAUGGACGCAGCAUCCUGCCCCUGCUGCUCAGCAGGAACCGCGCUGUGCGGGACAACUGGCCCGACAGCUUCCUGAUCGAGAGCUCUGGGCGCCGGGAGACGGCCGAUCAGAUUGCCGAGUCGCGGGCACGGCUCCAGGCCGAGCGGCGCAGCAUGAAGCUGGCUAACAGCUCGCUGCUCGAGGACUUUGUGGGCGGAGGCACAGGAUCCACACCCGGCAGUACUGCUGCCACGCUAAUGAGCUCCAGCACCACCCUGCAGCAGCAGCAGCAGCAGCAGCAGCAGCAGCAGCAGGAUGACUUCGAGGAGGACACGGAUAUCGAAGAGGAUGACCUGGAUGGAGAUGGAGCCAUGGACAGUUCAGCGGCGGCCUUGGAGGACGAGGAUCUGGAGGAUGCCGCUGCCGAGGAAGAAGACGACGAGCUGGAGGAGCAAGAGCUACUCCAGCAGCAGGACAACAAUCUGCCAGUGGCCCCGUACAUAACCAAAAUGAUGCGUCUCAACUCGGAGUGCUCCGAUCCGGCGCUGCUAAAGAACUGCCUGCCCGGACAGAAGUGGAAGUGCGUCAACGAGGAUGGACGCUGGCGGAAGCACAAGUGCAAGUUCCACCUCCAGCUGGAGCACCAGUUGGCGGCCAUGCCCCGAAAGCAGUACCAGCGCAAUUGUGCCUGCUUCACCUCGGACGGGCUGGUGUACACCAAGAUCCGAGCACCGUCCGCCAGCGGCGGCCACCGCCUGAACAAGCGCACGAACCAUGGCCAGGGCAAGCGCAGGAACAAGCGGGCGGUCGUCUACCACACGGAAAUGCCCUACGAAAUGGAGGAACUGCUGGAUCUGCACCAGAAAAUCGAUCUGCUGGCAGUGGCAGAGACAGAGGCUGAGCCCAGCCAUCGCAGCAAGCGGGAGGUGGCCGCCAGCGCCAAUGCCAGCGCCAGCUCCAACGAAACGAUUGCCCAGGUCAUCCAGCAGAUACAGACCACCCUGGAAACCCUGGAGCACAAGUUCAACGAGCACGACCUGCACAGUCCGAACGGAAACUCCAGUGCCAAUUCCUUUGUGCGUGGCGGAAAGUUCCCCAAGACUGGAGGCCGUGUUGGCCACCGCUGCUUUGUGGAUGCCAACACGGGCAAGGUGAACUGCUCGGAUGUGAUCUACGAUGACGAGAAGACGUGGCGCACCUCACGCAACCAGAUCGAUAUGCUGAUCAAGCUGCUGAAGGACAAGAUCGGCAGACUGAAGGAGAUGAAGAAACAGCUGAGGGAGAGCAACAAGCAGGCCCUGGCCGCUGGCCGACGCAACGAGAGCCGCAGGCGCAACGAGGCCAAUCUUUUGGGGGAGACUGGAGCCGGACCUGAGUUCAACAUGAGCUACUUUACGGGAGUGAGCAGCACGCCCCGGACCAGUGCCAAUGGUGUGGGACAAAAGGAGAUCUUCCGUGGCUUUGGCAGUGCCGCCGUCUUUGAUUCCGUGGAACAGCAGCAGCCCCAGACGCCGCGCUAUGCCUCGCGCGCCGAGUGCUACUGCGAGCCAGAUGCGGGAGAGAACUAUGCGGACUCGAAGGAAAUGGCCCGGGAGGCGCGUCGAAAGCUUAAAGAGGAGCGUCAGCGGAAGAAGGAGCGCAAGCGCAUCAAGAAGGCCCGCCUGGAGAAGGAGUGCCUGUCCGAGAAGAUGAACUGCUUCUCGCACGACAAUCAGCACUGGCGCACGGCUCCCUUGUGGAACGACAGCCCCUUCUGUUUCUGCAUGAAUGCCAACAACAACACGUACUCCUGCCUGAGGACCAUCAAUGCCACCCACAACUAUCUCUACUGCGAGUUCACCACGGGCCUGAUAACCUUCUACAACCUGACCAUAGAUCGCUUUGAGACCACGAAUCGUGCUGCCAGCCUGACGGCCGCCGACAGAGCCCACAUGCAUGAUGCCCUGGAGCAGCUAAAGGGCUGCCGCGGACGCAACUGCAGCGUACGCAGACAUCAAGCGCACCUGGAGUCUGGCUCCGCUCCACAUUUGCCCGCAGUCAUCAAUCAAGUUCAGCGCAACAACAAACGCAAACACUCUCCUCUGUCGGGCAGUGUGGGCAACUUUGGUUUUGUGGGCAGUCGACUGGACAUGGACGGGCUGCCGCCCUUCAAGCGUCGCAAGCUAUCCAAAUACCACAGAUGGACUGGCUCGCAGCAGACGCAUAUGAAGAGGCGCCCCUGGAAGCAGCAGCAGCAGCAGCCACAGCAGCAACAGUCCACACAGCAGUCCACCCGAUUACUGCCCACGCAGGCUGUGACCGCAGCAGCGGCCUAGACAGAGAUGGAGACGCAGUUGGAGAUGGGGAUGGAAAGUUGGAGUUAGAGUCUCCCCAGUGAAUACACAUAUCCUAUGCGUACCUUGCUUGCCACUUGCCACCUGCCACCUGCCACCUGCUCCUCCUACCCAGCCCCUCUUUGGUUAGCCCCCACAUUGGAUUUCUUCAUACAUAAAUAAGACUGUGUUUUUUUUUUAAUCCAUCUACUUACGUUUAGUCUCGUUUAACCAGAACUGUUUGUGGUCCUACGACUGCAUUCGUCUUGCAAUAUUUACUCUGUUCUGUACUCGUACAGUGCCCUACAGUUUACGACUUUUAAUUAGCUCUUAGGCCCCUUAAUUUGUAUAUAAAUUUAGACGGAACCGCUAACAGUUAUCGAAUACGAACUAUACUAAAUAAAUUAUUUAGCGAAAUUGGUUACAAGUUAAAUUAGUUGAGUAAAACCUAGCAAAGAAAUCGAUUAACUGUAGCGAACGAAUCCAAAUCAAUCUGUAUUUAUUGGCCAUCCUUGCUAAAGGAACCAAACGCUAUGCAAGUAUAACAAUUUGUUGCCACCGUGUAUUAGAGAACUAAAACCAUAUUUAUGCCCGACUAGUUACGUUCUAGGUGUUAAGUCCCCCGCCCCCCCACAGAGCCUCGAAAGGCGUUUUUGCAGCUGCCGCCGCGCUUCGCCUACGAACAAACAUACAGAAUAUUGUAUCUGCCACGUUAAUAAUGUCAUAAAAUUAACUUUAAACACACGUACAUGCAUAUUCAAAUUCAACUUGAUAACGAAACAAAGUAAAAACAAAUAAAGUUGCAAAUUAUAAACAUUUAA
Drosophila pseudoobscura is the source of this 4951-nucleotide messenger RNA. RefSeq names its product Extracellular sulfatase Sulf1 (gene Sulf1). Bases 615 to 4133 code for a protein of 1172 amino acids. Gene Ontology annotation, molecular function: N-acetylglucosamine-6-sulfatase activity; glycosaminoglycan binding. The record is from RefSeq and is a predicted model, not a curated record. The transcript is spliced from 10 exons. Lineage: Eukaryota; Metazoa; Arthropoda; Insecta; Diptera; Drosophilidae.